This is a messenger RNA of Musca vetustissima, 4162 nucleotides long. RefSeq names its product exocyst complex component 4 (gene Sec8). The record is from RefSeq and is a predicted model, not a curated record. NCBI's taxonomy places the organism in Eukaryota, Metazoa, Arthropoda, Insecta, Diptera, Muscidae. Gene Ontology annotation, biological process: chemical synaptic transmission; exocytosis; Golgi to plasma membrane transport. Gene Ontology annotation, cellular component: synapse; growth cone membrane; exocyst.
AACAACCGGCGUCAUAGAUUUAAAUCCCCAACUCGAUUAUCAUCGACGUUUUCAUCAUGUCUUCUGCCGAAGCUAAACGUGCCUCCUUUGCACGUCGUGCCGAAAGUCUUGUGGAGAGGGUGAGAAUAAUGAACACCAUAUAUGAGAAAUAUAUUGUUAAUACGGACAAAAGUGGUGAACUUACCGUUACUGUACAGGGUGAUUUAACACAACAGGAAAAGCGUGCGGUCUUUAUUACGGUCCAUGAUUUAGGAUGCAAUCAUAAUUCCUUCCAGGAAUUCGUCAACAGUCCAUGCAUGACCGAAAUCAAGGAACGUUCCUGUUUCAUACACAUUGAUGUACCCGGACAUGCUGAUAAUGCUGAGGCUCUGCCAGAUAGCUUCAAUUUCCCCUCCUUGCAAAUGUUGGGUGAGGAUCUGGUCACCGUCUUGGACUUCUUGCAUGUGAAAUAUGUAAUGGGCUUGGGUGAGGGUGCUGGGGCUAAUGUUUUGGCACGUUUUGGUUUGGCCCAUCCCACUCGGGUUUUGGGUUUGAUUUUGAUCAAUGCCACCGGCAGUGCAGCAUCGGUAUUGCAGUCGUUUAAGACCAAGUUCAUUCAAUGGAACAAUGAUGAUAUUGCCCAAUCGGCUGAAAGUUUCCUUAUGUAUCAUAAAUUUGGUCAUCAAUUGGUUGGCGAUAAUCCGGACAAGGAGAAAAUCGUUACCGAAUAUCAAAAACGCCUGCGAGGCUCUUUGAAUAGUAAAAAUGUCGGUCUCUAUGUUAAGGCAUUUAUGAAUCGCAAAGAUUUAACAUUGAAAGGAUGCAAGGUAGAUGUCAUACUAAUUACUGGCAUGCUAAGUCCCUAUGCUUCCAUGGUGGAGAAAUUGCAUCGUGACAUUGAAAAGGAAAAGGUGACCAUGUUGAAAAUUGAAAGGGCCGGCGAUGUUUUGGCUGAUGCGCCUGCCAAGGUGGCCCAAUCGAUUUUACUCUUCUGCAAAGGACAAGGUCUAUUGACAUCGGUGGUAAUGCCUGGUGUUGAUCGCGGGCGUGCCUUUUCCACCAGUUCGGGAUCGUUUGAUGGCACCAAUGGUUCGCGACGUCUUUCCAGAGGGAUUUCCAUGGAAGAUUAUGACAAGCCAAAUAUUCGACGUCUUAGCAUUAUUAACAACCAACAUAUUUUUGACAUAUCAAAAUACAACAACCGAUAUAUGGAGACACCACCGCCAACAAAACCACCUAGAAGAGGAGUUAAAUAUGGAAAAGACGAGGCGGGCUGUGGCCUGAUUGUUAAUGUCAUCAAAUCUCUGGGGCUGAGUGAGACCAAUGAGGAACGGCAAAAGGAGAAACAAAAAAUUGAAAAAGAGUUUAAAAAAUCCGAUGGAAGGCUCAAUGAUUUGGUAUCCAAACAUGACCAGCAACUGUCCCAAGUUAUACCCUUGUUUACCAAGGUCUCUACAGAGAUCAAUAGCAGUAAGGAGAAGAUACACACGGUUAAGGAGAAUUUAAAUGCCUGCAAACGUUUGCUGCAAUGUCGUCGAGAGGAACUUAAGAAAAUGUGGACUGAUGCAGUGCAGCAUAAAUAUGUUUUGGCCAUGCUGGAACAAAUAAAUGACUUACGCAAAGUGCCUCAAAGUGUGGUUAGCUAUACCUCCAAACGCCAGUAUUUACAUGCCAGUAAAGAGCUAACCGACGCCCUGUCCUUGAUAAACGGUCCCCUCAAAGAGGUCGAAGGCUUGGCUGAUAUACGCAGCGACUUAAUGGGCCGCCGUCAACAUCUCUAUCAAAGGCUACACGAAGAAUUGGUAGCACAAAUUUAUCACAACUCAGCACAAGAUGUGUUGUCAGCUUUCCAACGUUCCAAUUCGAAUCGUUUAAAUCAAGGAUUUUCACGUAACAUUACCGCACGACGUUCCACAGAUCGUAUAGAGGCAAAUGCCCGUAUCCGCAAAGCCUUACAGGAGAUGGCACAGGGUGUUGAUCCCACCAAAACAGAAAUUAUUGAAGACAUCGAUUUGUUGGAACCCGAACUUAGCAUGACAUAUUUUAUUGCCAUAAUUGUUGAAUGUUUCGGUAUGUUGGGAAAGGUGUCCGAUUCAAUAGAAAAGCUUCGGGUGGGUAUACAAACUGAGCUUUUGGAGGUGGUUCGAAAUACAACACGUCAAUUGAUCGAUUCACCGCUAAUAACAAAUGAAAGUUAUCCCCUGUUGACAUUGUUGGAGGUGAUAUUCAAACAAUUUAAAUCCAUAGCUCGCACCCACACCACGGUGUUGAAAUAUUUUUCGGGUGUCGUACAAAAAUAUCAAAUUGUUGGUCCACAGCAUUAUAGUUUAACGGAUUUUUGGUCACAAGCUCAGUCUGUGUUGCAAUUACUUUUAACCGAUUACUUAGAUAUACAAAAUGCUUCCGGCGAUGAUACCACACAAUCAUCGUUUUCUGAGCCAACAAAUAAUAUUAAUGCAUAUUUCCUAAGGCGUAAAGUUCCAAGUGCAAAAAAGGCAAUUUUCAAAUUCGACAAAUCUUCAACGAAAUCCACGCCGAGUAGUGAUGACAACAAAGGCCAUCGUCGCAAUGCAUCAGAUGCCUCAAUGGAUAAUGCUUUAAAUGCUGCCUUACAUGCCAGCGGUGGUAAGGCUGGGGCCAAUUACAGCUUCAAAUCAAAUCUUCCAUAUGAAAAACAAAGAGAAAAGCUACUAAUAUGUACACCCGAUCAGACAGUCAUCACCAAGGUGUAUUUACCCCUGAUGGGCUAUAUACAAGAAAUUGAGAAUUUCAUGAAAUGUAAACCAGGACAACCCUGCAGUCUACACGAUUUCAUCGAUAACUAUAUAAAGGACACAUUUCUGUCGAAGGGUCAUAAUUCUCAUUUGAAAAUGACCAUUGAAACAUUAUCGAAAAAUCAAGAUGUAUGGCGUACAAUAAUAACCCCUGAAGAGAUGUCAGCCUUGGGUUUAUCACGACCCAUACUACAGUCUACAGCGAGGGUGGAAAAAUGUCUAUCGGAAACUAAACAAUUAAUACAAGAUCUGCCUUGUUAUUCGGAGGAACUUUUGAAAACAGUGUGUUCAGUAUUGAGAGAUUAUCGUGGCAUUUGUAAUGAUGCCUAUUUGGGUAUUGUGCAACCAGAUGCUGAGGAUCGACGUAUCUACAGUGUGACAUGGUUAAAUGAUGAGGAUAUUAGUCGAUUUUUGAAAACCUUACCCAACUGGACCGAUUUGAAGAACUCCCAUCAACGUCCGAAGCAUGGCAAACGUUUACAACGAAAUCAAUAUGAUGCCUCGGAGGAAGAGAGCCCCUUGCAGGUGCAACAACGUAACAUACGUGAAGCUGAAAUGUUAACCAGUAAUUUGGGUGAAGGUGGUAUAUCACAACAAGAAAUUCUCGGGGAUGUUAGUGUCCUCAAAGAAUUGGCCAUACUUCAAGAGAGUAUGGAAUGGUUUUCAAUUCGAAUUUCCGAAUUUGCCAAUGAGCUGAGAAGACCUUUGGUAAAUGGCCUAAAUGUUGUGACACCAGAUUGUGCAUCAUAUGCCACUGUUAAGGAUGGUACAAUUAAUGUUCUAACAAAUUUGGCAUUGGAAUUUGAUGAGCUGGCCAAUACAUGUUUGCUUGUAUUGCAUUUGGAGGUCCGUGUCCAAUGUUUCCAUUAUUUACGUUCUAAGCCACAGCGUACACGAGCUGAUGCCUUUAUCGAUUCCAAAGAUGAUGUCUUGGAACCCGAUAGACAAGUGCAAAUAUUAACCAAACGUUUGUCCGAAUUGGAUGAAGCUUUUAGCACAACUUUACAUCCGAGAAAGACAAGGUACAUCUUUGAAGGCUUGGCCCAUUUGGCGGCAUUAAUAUUAAUACAAGCCUCCAACUAUAUUGAGCAAAUCGAUCAAAUUACCGUAAAGAGAAUUUGCCGCAAUGCCUCGGCCCUGCAGCAAACCUUAAGCAACAUAACUGCUUCCCGUGAAGUUGCUCUCGAUCAAGCUAAACAAUUUUAUGAACUAUUAUGCAUGGAACCUGAUGUUAUACUCACAACCCUUGUAGAACAAGGUUUGCAAUUCUCUGAAAUGCAGUAUUUAAACGCAUUACAAUUGUCGUGUAAAGCCCGAGGCAUUACCGAUUCAAAUACCCUGGCCAAUUAUCAACAAAAAUUAUCGGAUAUUUUGGGAGCAAAACCAUCCACGGGUAUUAUGGUCUAAAA